AUGCCGAGACAAGACCCUGCAUACGCUCUAACGCCAUGCGCGCUCUGUCAGUUUGACCUUGUCUCUGGCGAUGAAAUCCUGAUCGGCUGCCUCGACAUCACAGGCCUUGAAGACGGGAUGCCGCUUCUGCUCUUCGUCGAGGCGAUGAGAUACCGGCGCCCACCAAGCUUGCUGCAGAAGGAGACCCGCCGCGAGCAUCUGACGGUGUGCCUGAGCACCGAACUGUCAAAGCACUUUGCUCUCCAAGGGACACAUCUACCACUGGAGCUCUGGAACCAGAUCGCUCAGCAUCUGUUGCCGCUUUACGCAACGGCGAACGCGCGAUCUCUAUGGAAACAUUCUGAACCAGAGCCUGUAUGCAUAGCAAGGGAUAUAUGGUGUGAAUAUGCCGAGUUUGAGGGUAUCCGAUACGUCGCCAAGCUCUCAAACACCCACUCGAAUGGUGGGGAGCUAAUCUAUCGGCCUUUCGGGGAGACGAUGAAGUACAUAUUCACCGGAGAGAAUCACCUUGGCGUUAUGGAAGUCUUGAUUUCUACCACAUCGGACAUAUCCCAGAUUGGUGAGGUGCCGGGCAUGUGGUGGCGUAGAGUGCAUAUUGAGGAGGGACAUGAUGCACUGCGCGCAGAGAGCGACGUACUUGACCCUGUGCCGGCCUUUUGCAAAUAUACCCCGACUAACCGUCCCUCUAGGGUCUCAAACUUCGCCACUUAUCUGGAUUAUCUCGAAGUACCGUGGCGUGAAGCAUACCUUGCCCCCAUGGGAUGA
Molecule: messenger RNA, 765 nt
Organism: Trichoderma reesei QM6a
Lineage: Eukaryota; Fungi; Ascomycota; Sordariomycetes; Hypocreales; Hypocreaceae
Exons: 2
Coding region: 1-765 (254 amino acids)
Source: RefSeq, a predicted model, not a curated record